Messenger RNA from Purpureocillium takamizusanense, 3060 nucleotides. RefSeq lists its product as uncharacterized. Bases 735 to 2693 code for a protein of 652 amino acids. NCBI's taxonomy places the organism in Eukaryota, Fungi, Ascomycota, Sordariomycetes, Hypocreales, Ophiocordycipitaceae. The transcript has 3 exons. The record is from RefSeq and is a predicted model, not a curated record. Gene Ontology annotation, cellular component: site of double-strand break.
UUUUUCUCUCAAAGAGCUCUGCAUUGAGGGGUUGCCCUGUCGACAAUUGACGUGGUUUCACCGUGGCUGUGCGCGCUGUAGGGUAGCGGGCACGGGCCAGGCAGGCAAGGCAGAGACAGACAGGCGUAACACAAGCAGCUGCCGUGCUUGUUGUACCUACGCCAGCGACUCCUCGAGAGCAGGCCCCGGCCGAGGUCACGGCCGCCGUCACAACUGGCGCAAACCCAACCUCACCUCGCCUCAUGCUGCCCUCGAGCUGCGCGGGUGGUGACGAGGGGUGGGGUUGAUGCGGCGGGGGCGGCGCGCACCAUGGCUGCGCCCCGCAGUUUAGUAAGUACCUACCUAAAUUCCGAGUGGUCGCUCCAAGCUUCUUAGGCGCUCGUUGGUAGCCCUGGAGAUGUCCUACGCGCCAGGGCUCCCACUAUCUAUGGUACAUACUACACACAGCUGCAUGCAGCGGCCACGCCAGCAUUCACCGACCUUCAACAUCAAUCCCGCCCAUCACCAUCCCAUCGAUACCACGCUCGACAUCUCCCGGUGACGCGGUGCCCAGCUCCGCAUCCGCCACCCACGAGGGAUCAUGCCCUCGCGCGCGCGGCCCCGUCACUGAGCAACGUCGGCAGCCCCCCGCAACACCUGAGGGCGCGUCUGCCCGCAAAACAACAUCACCACCUCACCUUCACCCAUUGUCCGCGCGCCGCGAGCCUGCCCACCGACCACGCACGUGGUUGCCUAUGGACGGCCUCGACUACUCCGACUCGGCCGUCAUGGACGCCGACUCGCCGCGGCAGGCAGGGUCCAGGCCGGGCGCCGACGACGGACCAGGCAACAGCACCGGCACCAGCAGCAGCAGGCGCUCCCCCAUGACCAAGACGAGGUCCCUGUCCGACGGUGGCGGCACGCCCUCGAAGCUCUCCCCGUCGCCGCACAUCGUCGAGGCUGUACGCCGCACCUCCAAGGACGACAGCGGCCUGCACCUCCGCGACCCCCAGACCGCUGGCCAGCAUCCCCAGCCGCCCGUCACGCCGCGACGCGAUCCCAGGGGCAGGGGCCACCAUCACGGCCUCUCGCUCCAGAUGCACGCGACGCACGCGCCUCGCCAGUUCACGCCGCCCCCCGCCGCCUCCAACCCCUACGUCAAGCCGCCGCCGCUGUCCCCCAAGCUCGACCACUCCCAUAUCUUCGCCUCCCCGACCAACAUCCUCCCCCGCCGCUCCCGCGGCCUUGACUUCUCCCGCGCCGCCACCAGCCUCCACCACUCGACCCUCGCCGAGCAGUCGUCGCCCGAUUCGUCGCCCACCACCGCCGACCGCGCUGUCAAUAUCCCCGGCCGCCGCGACUACGGCGUCCAUGGGCCCGAGCAGACGUCCACCUCGCUCUGGUCCGUCAUGGGCGACCGGGACAAGAUGAACAUGAGCAGCUCCCUCGGCAGCAACCACGCCCUCUCCCACUCCCACCCCGCUUCUCAUGCACACGCCCACGCCGUCGCCGUCGCCUCCGACUCUUCUACUACCUCGGAUGACGAUCUUAUGGACGAGGAUACGGACGAGGCCUACGUCACGACGCCUCUGGUCAAGUCGUCCGCCACCAUGGGUCAGGCGCCCCCCGGCGGGCCUUUUGGCUCCCCGGCCAUGAGCAGCCUCAUGAGCUUCCAGCAGCGCCAGCGACCACGCAAGCACCCCAAGAAGAAGGUGCGCGCCCCGCUCGGGCUGGGCUUCAACCUCUCGGCCGCCUCGCUGUCCAAGUCGCCCCCGAGCAGCUCCGCCCAGGCCAGGAGGGAGAGCAUCAGCUGGCAGGCCAACCAGCUGCACAUCUCGAGCGCCGAGGCCGAGGACGGCGGCCGCUCCAGCGAGGGCGACGCCGGCCAGGAGACGCAAAAGGGCGUCGUUCGCCGCGCCGUCACCCGCCGGGGCAACCUGCUGCCCAAGACCAAGACGUUUGCCCGCAUACGCGCCGCCCUACUCGAAGAGGGCGCGCCCGCCGAAGCCGAGACGCGCCGCGAGGCCGAGGUGGUCAAGCAGGUCCGCGAGAGCGACAUGGACCUCGAGCCGCGCAUACCCGCCCACGCCGACGCCGCCGUUGCUAGCACGCUGUCGUCGCCAAACAUGGCUAACAUGGACGCCGACAUCCCCGAGGAGGACAUGGGCGAGGCGACGGGCGCCUUCAAGCACCAGGCCACGAAAAAGUCCAAGGGCAAGAACUUUUGGGACACCUUUUCAGAGUCGAGCAGCCGCACCACACCGCCGCCCUCGUCGUUUCUGCCGCGGGGCUCCUCGUCUGGCGUGAGUGAGGACGCGGCCAUGGACUCGCCGUCGCUCGCCGGCCCAGGGCAGGGUUCGCAGAGCGGCAGCAACUCGGGUCCCAGCGCCGCCGAGAUCACGCGCCGCAUCAACAACAAGCGCCGCCGUGACGACGACCUCGACCCCAUCAGCUUCAAGCGGCGGGCCGUCAGCCCGGGCAUGAGCGUGCACAACUCGCCCGUGCCGCAGAGCCCGAUGCAGCGCGACUCGGCGGCGUGGGGCUCGCGGCCCGGCAGCACGGGCGGCGACAAGGGUAGCAGCGCGCCUAGCGACACGGGGAGCAACGGCGGGACGCCCGCCAACCCGCCCGGUCGGCUCAACAGCAAAGGCAGGGUGGGCUUUCAGGGCAUGGUGGACACCAACGACGGCAUCAUGCGUAUGAGCAUCGAGUAGGAUCAGCAUGGGGAUGUGUUGCGUUGUGAGUAUUGAGUAAGGGGAAUGAAUGCAGGGGUAAGGCUUGAUGAGGACGAGUAUAGGGGCACGGCAGACGUGCUGUACGGCAAGCAUUGUUGCACGGCGAGCAUCGACGGGAAGGGGGACCGUGUUGUAUGGUGAGCAUUGAGAAGGGGUCGGCACGGGGACGUGGCAUUGUGAGCAUCGAUUAUUGCAUGGGGAGGUCACUUGUUGGACGGCCUCGUUGGCGUUGGGAAGGGGCGCUGGGGCGUUUGUCACGGAGCAUCUGCACAUCACUUUUUCAUGUAGCACGUGUACGGCGGGCCAGGUCAUAACUCAUUAACAUCGCUGCUCGCCGCUUCUGGUA